AUGUCUUCCUCCAAGCCCUACGUUCAGCCUGGCGAGCCUCUUCACGAAUUUCUGCGCUCCUUCUGGCAGCGACAGAUCGAUGGUGCUGAGCAAGAGACUCCAGACUACCGACACCCACCGCUGCCGCUCGCUCGCAUCAAGAAGGUCAUGAAGAGCGAUCCCGAAGUCAAAAUGAUUGCUGCCGAUGCACCCAUCCUCUUUUGUAAGGCCUGCGAAAUCUUCAUCGCUGAAAUAACUGCGCGCGCAUUCAUCAUCGCUGAUUCGAAUAAGCGGCGAACACUUUCGCGUGCUGACAUCGCGAAGGCGCUGAGCAAGUCUGACCAGUUCGACUUCCUCAUUGACAUAGUACCACGCGAGGAGCCAAUUGGGCCCGGCGCGCCAGGCACCCCGGCAGGACGCGCGCAAGGGAAGAAAUCUGCGGCCGCACAGGCGAAGAUCGACCAGAAACUGCCCGCCCAAGAGUCGGAGGGUCGUGGUGACCCCGUUCAGGCAGGAGAACAGGCAGGGGAGGAGGUGCAGGGUUCCGUCGUCAUGAAUCAGUAUCAGAACCUCCUGCAACCUGCUGGUCCUGUGGAGCCUCGUCCAUGA
Messenger RNA from Sparassis crispa, 588 nucleotides. Its product is annotated as Nuclear transcription factor Y subunit C-2. Gene Ontology annotation, molecular function: DNA-binding transcription activator activity, RNA polymerase II-specific; protein heterodimerization activity. The coding region runs from base 1 to 588 and encodes 195 amino acids. The record is from RefSeq and is a predicted model, not a curated record. Gene Ontology annotation, cellular component: CCAAT-binding factor complex; nucleus. Gene Ontology annotation, biological process: regulation of DNA-templated transcription. The transcript is spliced from 6 exons. Lineage: Eukaryota; Fungi; Basidiomycota; Agaricomycetes; Polyporales; Sparassidaceae.